Messenger RNA from Hydatigera taeniaeformis, 510 nucleotides. Lineage: Eukaryota; Metazoa; Platyhelminthes; Cestoda; Cyclophyllidea; Taeniidae. The record is from the annotation of a GenBank genome assembly.
AUGUCGUUUCUAUUUGAUCCUUCUAUUCUGCAAGAUCUCGGCCUUGAUGCCGCUUUACAGGCGAAGGACAUCACGACGGAUCCGAGUCCUGGUGGUUGCCAGUAUUUGUUAAGGCCUUUGAGGUCUACUGACUUCGAUUAUUUGCGUCUAUUAAAACAACUGACCGUUGUUGGAGAUAUAUCCGAAAGCGAUUUUGAAUGUGACACGUACUUCAUCGUUGUUUUGGAAGAUUUGCCUCUUCGAAAAUUAAUUGGUUGUGCGACGUUGCUUGUUGAGUUGAAAAUGAUUCAUAAUCGCUCUAAACGCGGCCAUAUUGAGGAUGUUGUUAUUGAUGAAGCUUAUCGUGGCAAAGGUCUUGGGAAAUUACUUGUUUCUGUUCUAAUCGAAGUUGGAAAAUUACAAGGCUGUUACAAGAUAUCUCUCGAUUGUGACUCCGAUAAAGUAGCUUUUUACGAACGUAAUGGCUUCAAACAGGAGACGGUGUCUAUGUGUGUCCGAUUAUCUCGUUAA